AUCACUUAACACUCAAACUCAGUUGCAAGUGAAGACAUUUUUGUUAAAAGCCGACUAAAACUCUACCCCGACUGACACCGACAAAAAUUUUGUACAAGUGAAAGUGCAACGCCUUCAUCUCAAUUCCCAACGAAUCAAUUUUAUAUAAAAUCUAUACAUCUACUUAAAAUUUUAAUAAAAUACUUAUCUUUCUAUUAUUCCUACAAUGAGUGCCGGCAAACAUUUAAGCAAAGGAUCAGCAUGUCCAAAACUACCCGACGAUGGACAACUACGUCUCUAUUCAAUGCGAUUCUGUCCAUUUGCCCAUCGUGCUCACUUAGUGCUGGAUGCUAAGAACAUUCCAUAUCAUACAAUUUUUAUUAAUCUCACCGAAAAACCCGAAUGGCUUGCUGAAAAAAAUCCCCUUGGAAAAGUACCAGCUCUGGAAUUGGCCAACGAGCAGGGAAAUCCUAUUUUAAUUGAAUCGCUUGUUAUCUGUGAAUACUUGGAUGAAAAGUAUCCACAAAAUCCACUCCUUCCAAAAGAUCCCCUCAAAAAAGCUCAAGAUAAAAUUCUCGUUGAACGUUUUGGCCCAGUGACUGGUUCGCUUCAUAAAGUUCUUCUAAAUGGACCGGAAAACUCUCCAGGAGCUCUAACUGAUAUCUCCCAGGGUUUGGAUAUCUUCGAAAAGGAACUUGGUGAUCGUAAGACAACUUACUUUGGUGGUGAUAAGCCUGGUUGGAUUGACUACAUGAUUUGGCCGUGGUGUGAACGUGCAGAGAUGUUAAAAUAUCUUCUUGGUGAUAAAUACGAAAUGGAUCAGGAAAGAUUCAAAAAUCUGAUCAAAUGGCGUGAGGUGAUGAUUGAAGAUUCAGCUGUCAAGGGUUCCUAUUUGGACGGAGAGACUCAUGCUAAAUUCAUCAAAACACGUCGCACUAACACCCCCGAAUACGACAUGCUCGUAAAUUCGACUAAGAGGCAGAGAACUGUUUGAAAUCUACGAAUCGACAAGGAGAUUGAUGGUUAAAUUAUAUAUCAAGAUUUGAAUCUUGAGUUUGGACGAACUUUUUUCUCUCUCUCUAUCUCUUUUUCUAUUUCUAUGACAUUCUCAUAAAAUUUAAAAUAGUUAUUUUUCUACGAAUGCAAUUGCACAAAAGUUGAGAUGUUUUGUUUUUGUUACUUUUUUUUCUUAUAUAUAAUUUGAUAUUGUAUAAAUUUAUCUUAAAGACUUUUUCUAUCAACUUAAUCUGGAAUGUACGUUUGAUAAAAUGAAAAAAUAAACAACAAAUCACAUACACA
Molecule: messenger RNA, 1278 nt
Organism: Eupeodes corollae
Lineage: Eukaryota; Metazoa; Arthropoda; Insecta; Diptera; Syrphidae
Product: pyrimidodiazepine synthase-like
Exons: 4
Coding region: 206-973 (255 amino acids)
Biological process (GO): glutathione metabolic process
Cellular component (GO): cytoplasm
Molecular function (GO): glutathione dehydrogenase (ascorbate) activity; glutathione transferase activity
Source: RefSeq, a predicted model, not a curated record